Akanthomyces muscarius is the source of this 390-nucleotide messenger RNA. RefSeq lists its product as uncharacterized. Gene Ontology annotation, molecular function: fatty-acyl-CoA binding. The coding region runs from base 1 to 390 and encodes 129 amino acids. The record is from RefSeq and is a predicted model, not a curated record. Gene Ontology annotation, biological process: fatty acid metabolic process. NCBI's taxonomy places the organism in Eukaryota, Fungi, Ascomycota, Sordariomycetes, Hypocreales, Cordycipitaceae. The transcript has 3 exons.
AUGCUAUCUAGGUCUCUGCGAUUUUCUUGUAAAAGUGAAACCCGCCGUCCUCUAGCUUUAAUACAGAAAACGAUAGAAUUUGUUCGACGACACGCCUUCCCUUGCUACCUGUAUUCCAUCAUGACAGUCGGGCUUGAUAACGCCGAGUUUAAGGACGCUGCGGAAAAGGUUAAAACCCUCUCCAGAAAGCCCGACAACAAUAGCCUGCUCAGGCUCUACGGUCUCUUUAAGCAGGCCACGGUUGGUGAUAAUGAGACUGAUGCGCCGGGAAUGAUGGAUUUCACAGGUAAGGCUAAGUGGGGUGCCUGGAACGAGAUGAAGGGUGUCUCGAGGGAAGAUGCUACCGAGCAAUACAUUGCACUGGCGAACGACCUGAUUGCUAAGGAUUGA